GUGUGUGCGCGUGUUUGCAGCAGAGAAAGAGAGGGGUCCGAGUCUGAGUGACCUGUUGACCUCCGCCAUGGCCGUCCUCCCGACCCGAAAUUAGUUUUUGUUUUCCUUCCUCGGUCCCCUGCCGUCCACAUCUCUCCCUCCUCACUUCCUCCCCUGCUGCUGAGAGUGAGAAAAACCCUCGCUCCUUGCUUUCCCUCCUCUCCUCGUCCUCGUCGGCAUCGCCCGCUGCCAUCCGCGGAGGCCCUCGUCGUCGCGCUUGCGCAUACCCGGCCGCCGACGAUUAGACAGUACCAAGCUCGUGCUCUCCUGCCUGUCAUGAUGAUCAUCUGUGGUUGACGAGUUACUUUCUUUGGUCUACUGCUUGCUCUUUGUUGUCUGGAAGUAGUAUAUCUCACUCCAGACUACCACCAUGAAUCUCCAUAAUAAUUGUCAGCAAGAACAGCUAUCGGGCUCAAAUUCUGCAAGACCGCAAACAUUUUGGACCAUCUGUCCAGCUUGUGACACCAAAUAUCAGUACCACCAUGCAAGUUCACAGAAAACUGUCCGCUGCCAAAGUUGCUCGAAGGCCUUUAUAGCACAUGUUUUAACUGACCAACCUGUUCCUUGUGGUCCAGAGCAAUCUGUGUGGAAAAAUGCAGGAGUAUUUUCAGAAAUUAGAUUGCUUCAGAAGUUCAAACCUGGGCAGAUCUGGGCUCUCUACAGUGACAUAGAUAAGUAUCCCAAUUGCUAUGCCUUAAUAGAGAAAGUUGAGCCGGAGAAUAAUGAAGUACGGACAAGAUGGCUUGAAGUUUGUCCCGAUGGAGAGUUGGAGAAAAUAUCUAUAGAAGAUCGAACUGUCGGGUGUGGAACCUAUAAGGUUGGCAACACUGAUGGUAUUAUGAUUUACACUGACAUGAAAUCCUUUUCUCAUCGUGUAAAUGCGAUAUUCACUGGUAGAAGGAACUCUUAUGAAAUAUAUCCUAGGAAAGAUGAAGUUUGGGCACUUCUGAAGGGAUGGGAUAUCGGUUGGAGUUCAGAUGCUCACAAUCAAAAGAAAUACAAGUAUGAAGUUGUUCAGGUCCUCUCUGAUUUCACAACUGGCACUAGCAUCACCGUCAUGCCGCUUGUCAAGAUAAAAGUCUUUGUUAGCUUAUUUAUGCAGUCUAAAGAGGCUACUCCAUAUCUGAUACGGCAGGAUGAUACAAUAUGGUUCUCGCAUUGUAUCCCGUACCGUUUGAUGGGUGCAGCUGAAAGUGAAGGUAUUCCAGAAGGAGCUCUCGAACUUGAUCCUGCUGCGCUUCCCCUUAACUUGGAGCAGCCUCAUGUUCGUGUUGUUUCAGAAAGCAGGUCGGUAAAGGGCUCGGAGUUUGAUGCCGCAUAUGCUGGUUCGUCCAGAGGAAAUAAGUCUCACAAGGAAUCUGAAGGGGUUGGGAAGAGGCAGCAUGCUACAUGCAUGAAUGCAGGGAUCUUUGCAAAGACAUCGGUGGUAGAGAACAGAGACCAUAACACUCCAUCUACUGUAGAAGGUAUGGAUGCUGCUGAAGAAUCUGACCACGUGCAAGCGAAAGUAUUAUGUCCUGAAUUUUUUGACUUUGACCAACUUCGAGAUGUAAGUCGGUUUAGACGCAACCAGAUCUGGGCUGUCUAUGAUACUAAAUGCUGUAUACCAAGAUUUUAUGCUCGAAUUACAAAGGUAACAAGGGCCCCAAAGUUUGAGGUACACUUUGUUUCGCUGGAAUUUGAUCCCAGAAAUAAAGCAGAGGUGGCAUGGUCACGUGGGGAACUGCCUGUUGCUUGUGGACAUUUUAUGCAUGGAGCAUCACACACAGCUAAAGAAACUAAGAUCUUCUCCCAGAUCAUUUCCUAUGAGAAAAGCAGGACAAGAGCCUCGUUUGAGAUAUAUCCUAAGAAAGGUGAAGUUUGGGCCCUUUUCAAGGGAUGGGACAUUGGCUGGAGUUCGGACACUAAAAACCACACAGACUUUAAGUAUGAAGUUGUUCAGGUUGUCUCUGAUUUCACGACAAGCACUAGCAUCAUUGCCAUGCCGCUCGUAAAAGUAAAAGGCUUUGUUAGCUUAUUUACGGGGUUGGAAGAGGCAACCCCGUACGUGAUACCGCAGGAUAACACACUAAGGUUUUCACAUUGUGUCCCUUACCGUUGGAUGGAGGGGACUGAAAGAGAUGGCAUUCCAGAAGGAGCUGUUGAACUUGAUCCUGAUGCGCUUCCCCCUAACUUGGAAGAUGCUUUUGCUUCUGUUGUUCCAGAAAGCAGUUACACUCAAUUUGCUGUAGAAGGUACUGAUGUUUAUGCGGAAUCUGAUGAUAUCAUCCAGGCAGAAUUUGAAUGUGCUGAAUCUGAAUUCCAUGAAUUUACUGAAAUGAGAUCGCUUAACAAGUUCGAACCUGGGCAAAUCUGGGCUCUCUACAAUGAUAUAGAUAGGUUCCCCAAUUACUAUGCCGGCAUAAGGAAAGUCGAUCUCAAGAAUAAUAAAGUACAAGUGAGAUGGCUUUAUGUCUCUCCUCGGGGAGAGGAGGAGAAAAGAUUGGUCAACGAAGAUCGCCCUGUUGGCUGUGGAAUCUUUACGGUUUUCGGUGAAAAUGAUGCUAUUAAGACUUACACUGGUACAAAAGCAUUUUCUCAUCCUGUAUGUAGUAGACCAACUGGUAGAGAGAAAGAAUUUGAAAUUAUUCCUCUUCCUCGUGAGAUCUGGGCCGUUUACAAGGACUGGAGGGCUGGAUGGACUGCGCGCGAUUUUAAAAAUUGUGACUAUGAAUUGGUGGAGAUAUUAACCCAUACGGACUCGUCCAUACAAGUUAAGCUGUUGAGAAAGGUGGAUGGUCACAGGACAGUAUUUAGAAGAGAGCCAUCUGUGGAAACGAUAUGUAAGGAUGAGUACUUAAAGUUCUCUCACCAGAUCCCUCGCUUCCAUCUGACAAAUGAAAAAGGAGGCAAGCUUCUAGGCUGUUUGGAGCUUGAUCCUUUCUCGGUGCCAGAGAGGUUUCUCGGCAUUGAUUCAGUGUGAGAUAACCCUGUUCAUGGUGGCUCUUUGGAUGGCUCUCUUUUCGAAGGAAUUACAAGACUGAAGGUUGUGCGGAAGUUGAUCAAACCGUGUUUCAUGCUGCCCGUAGUUCUCCAUGUUCCAAUGAUGUUAUGAUGUGCUUGUUUACUCUUCCUGCAGCCGGUGCCUCUAAAAUCUAGUUAGAGGCCUGACAUUUGUUGCAGCUGUUGUUAUUUUUUACUUUUGGUCUGGUUAUUGAACUGACACUCUUCCUUCGCUCGUAGUUUAUAACCUGUAGUAGUAUGAUUUAA
Messenger RNA from Triticum aestivum (bread wheat), 3288 nucleotides. RefSeq lists its product as uncharacterized. Lineage: Eukaryota; Viridiplantae; Streptophyta; Magnoliopsida; Poales; Poaceae. The record is from RefSeq and is a predicted model, not a curated record. The transcript has 3 exons. The coding region runs from base 410 to 3001 and encodes 863 amino acids.